AUGCCCUCCUUCAUCGGUACGCAGACACCUCCCCCCGACGAUCCGUCGUAUGCCGCCUCAAGUUCCAAGACCACCCCUCGCCCUUGGUUCCCGAGACCACCAUCGCUGCAGCCCACUUCAUAUCAAUCAGGGGCUAUUCCUACUUUCAAUACCUCACAGGCAGGUGGACAGGGUGCCGUAGACGAGGCUGAGGCCGAGGCCGGCGCAAACAUGUGGGAGACGCGGUAUGGUCUGCGAGUGGACAUGUUGGCCGCAUCUGCGUACUUGUUGGGGCCAAUAUCUGUGCUGCUCAUUACAGAAACCCACAACGACUUCGUGCGUUUUCAUGCAUACCAGUCGGCAUUGCUAUCUACACCGCUAGUCUUACUACGCAUAUUGGCUGCGCUUUCACGAUUCCCAUCCCUCUUGUGCACGUUGCUUACUCUCUUCAUCGUCCCGUGUCUACUUUACAUGGCAUGGCGAGCAUAUAUCGAUGCAACCCGUAACGGUCUGGUGCGAUUCCAGCUACCAUGGGUUGGUCCAAUAGCAGACCAGUGGGUAUCUGAAGAGUAA
This is a messenger RNA of Fibroporia radiculosa, 552 nucleotides long. RefSeq lists its product as uncharacterized. The transcript has 4 exons. The record is from RefSeq and is a predicted model, not a curated record. The coding region runs from base 1 to 552 and encodes 183 amino acids. NCBI's taxonomy places the organism in Eukaryota, Fungi, Basidiomycota, Agaricomycetes, Polyporales, Fibroporiaceae.